Pediculus humanus corporis (human body louse) is the source of this 2580-nucleotide messenger RNA. RefSeq names its product Centaurin-gamma, putative. The transcript has 13 exons. Lineage: Eukaryota; Metazoa; Arthropoda; Insecta; Psocodea; Pediculidae. Gene Ontology annotation, molecular function: GTP binding; GTPase activator activity; protein binding. Gene Ontology annotation, cellular component: nucleus. Bases 1 to 2580 code for a protein of 859 amino acids. The record is from RefSeq and is a predicted model, not a curated record.
AUGUGUGAUAUCAAUUGCGAAAUUAUCCGGUAUUUGGUUGAUUCAUUCGUGAAUAGUCAAGAAUGGACUUUGUCGAGAGGCGUCCCGGAUCUUCGAUUGGGAAUCGUCGGUUCUCUAUCGUCGGGAAAAUCGGCGUUGGUUCAUCGGUACUUGACGGGAUCUUACAUGCAAGAAGAAUCUCCGGAAGGUGGAAGGUUCAAAAAAGAAAUUUUGGUCGAUGGACAAAGUUAUCUUCUUCUCAUUCGAGAUGAAGGGGGUCCGCCCGAGUUGCAGUUUACCUCGUGGGUUGACGCAGUUAUAUUCGUAUUCAGUUUAGAAAACGAGGCUAGUUUCAAUGCAAUUUACAAUUAUUAUACAAAGAUGGCUCAUUAUCGCAAUUCUUCGGAGAUUCCACUCAUUCUAGUCGGAACUCAGGAUGCAAUCAGUGAAAACAAUCCGAGAGUUAUUGAUGAUUCGAGAGCGAGAAAACUUGCAAGCGAUUUAAAACGUUGCAGUUAUUACGAAACGUGUGCAACCUACGGUCUUAACGUCGAAAGAGUUUUUCAAGAUGCUUGUCAAAAAAUUGUUCAACAAAGACUUAAUAAUCAAAUCACGUCGCAAGUUCCCGGAACGCCGACAAAUUCCAGACCGUCAACGCCGAAUAAUCACUUCAGUUCGAUGAUUCCAAUUGGUAAUGUCGGAUUGCGGCAUUAUUCUCAACCGUCUCCCACGAAUGGAAUCAUAAACACGAGCAGUUCGUCCGGUGGAUCUCCCUCGACUAAUAACACUCUCGCAUCGGCUUCUCCCUGUCACAUACCCCAUAAGGAAUCCAUGAGUCGACAAAUUCACGCGUUGUCCGCAUCGAGUCAUCAACUUCACAGGCAUCCAGAUAUAAUAAGCAAAGCUGACGUUUCCCUAAGGAACGAAGAAAAAAGAGCCGGAAGUUAUGCGACGUUGGGCAUUUCGCAAACUCACACGUUCACCACUGAAAACAACAACACGAAAUUUGGACAGAGUCAAAAUGUAGAAAAUACGGGGACGUCGGGAAAGGAUAAGGAUUUGCCCACUCCUAGUUCUACUCCCACCACGUCUAGGAAAACUAGAAGGCGAUCGAAUCUUUUUACGUCGUCGAAAAAGGGAGAUGACAAAUUGAAAAAUGGCGGCGAGUUGGGAAGUGGAAGAGCGAUACCUCUGAAGCAAGGACUCUUGUACAAAAGAAGUAGCAAGUCUUUGAACAAGGAAUGGAAAAAAAAAUAUGUGACGCUGUGCGAUGACGGGAGACUCAUUUAUUAUCCUAACUUGCAGGAUUACAUGGACAACAUACACGGGAAAGAAAUUUCUUUGCAAUACGUCACGGUAAAAGUUCCCGGUCAAAAGCCGAGAGGAUCGAGAUCUAUAAUUCCAGCGAGCAACGGUCUCAACGACGGUAUUUCGAAUCUCUCCUUAUGUAAUUACGUUGGAAAAGAUAAAAAACUCGGUGAUAAAUCUUCAUUGUCGACUUUUGAUGCCAAUAAAGAUUCAGGUUCUCUGUCUUUGCCGCAACAAAAUGACGAUGGAAUCCCUUCCAACAAUUCAGUUUUCAUUAACGGGGCCGAUCUUAGAAUAGAAACUCCAAAUGUUAAAAAAAGACACAGGAGAAUAAAAAGUAGCGGAGUUAAAAAUGCCGAAUGUGACGAUCCAGACGGAUACGAAUUUUUUAUCGUUAGCCUGGAUAACAAGCAGUGGCAUUUCGAAGCGAGUAAUUCGGAAGAAAGAGACGAUUGGGUUUCCGCCAUCGAACAACAGAUAUUGAAUAGUUUGCAAGGGAACGAAAUAAGCAAGUCUCGAUCUCGAUUCGCAAUCGUCGAUUCGGCUGUUUUAAUAGCCGUUAAAAAUAAAGUACCUGGAAAUGCAUAUUGCGUCGAUUGCGAUGCUCCAAAACCCUGUUGGGCGAGUAUUAAUUUAGGCGUUUUAAUGUGCAUAGAAUGCUCGGGCAUUCACAGAAAUCUCGGAUCCCAUAUUUCAAGGGUGAGAUCAUUAGAUCUCGACGAAUGGCCACCCGGUCCUCUUAGCCUAAUGCUAGCGAUUGGGAACGCGAUGGCGAAUUCGAUAUGGGAAAGAAAUACGGGAGGACAAACGAAGCCAAAUUUUUCUUCGAGCAGAGAAGAGAAAGAACGUUGGAUAAGAGCAAAAUACGAAAACAAAGAAUUUUUGCAAAGUUUAAGUUACAGCACGCCCAUCAAUCAACAACUCAUUGAUGCCAUUUGCAGAGCGGACAUAAAAGCAUUAUUAAUAAUAUUAGCUCAUUCAACUCCCGAAGACGUCAAUUGUACGGUUAGCGGACAAGAUUUAAGAACGCCAUUGCAUUUAGCGUCUGCAAUGGGAAAUUUGCCCGUUGCUCAAUUACUCAUUUGGUACGGAGCAAAUCCGAGGACUUUGGAUCACGAGGGUAGAAGUUGUCUGUCGUAUGCGAUGACGGCUUCGUGCAAAUCCACAACCGACGUCACAAAUUUGAUUAAUUUAUUAACGGACGUUGGCGCGACACCAUCGGAUUCUGGAACAAAUCGUAGGAGUUCAACCGGACGUAAAGAUUUACCAACAUUUAAUAAAGUUACCAUCUAG